ACUCUCCCACACUUAGUGCUAUGGCCUCAAUACUUACUGGCAAUGGACUGUCUCCAACACUGUGUGGCUGGGCUAUGCACCUCUGCCUCCCGGCGGACAAAGAUUGGGCGGCUGGGCCACUUUGGUGAAGGACUCGCGGAAACAGAUGGACGAGCGGAUAGUUUGUAUGUCCCAGAUCGCUUGGUUCUGGCAGAACACGGUGAACCAGGACCUAGCAACGGGAAGCUGGGUGCUUUGGCAAUGGCGAUUGGUUGUCGGCUUGCUGCAACUGAGGAGAGGAGGGACGUUUGUCUUGCAGUCUAUCAUGCCACAUGUGGCAUGCAUGCGGGGCCUUUGCUUGCAGAAGUUGCAGCAGACUUGAACAGCCCAGUACGCAAUGGUGUUGCAGCAAGAGCUGUGCCUACUGCAUUGGCAAAGCUUUCCCUGCGGCAAGCCAAUCAAGUACCACUUGAAGGAGUCGUAGCUGUUGUUGUGGCAGCUGGAGGAAAGCAGCUUUGUCCAAGCCUUUCUCUUGCAGAACGCGAAGUAAUGGCUUGGCACCUGAAACCCCAGGUCCCGGUCCAUUGCAUUUGGAUGUCAGACACUGGCUCUGGAAGUCGCUUGAGGAUGUGGUCCUCCACAGUGGCUGCGCUGUACCCAUUACCACGGCCAAGGCCAUUGGUCCAGCUGGAACUGGAUCAUCACAGGAAUCUGUACAAUGCUGUCCUGAAGGCUGCAGAAGCUGCAGCUGUCUCUGAUGGCAACCAUCAAGUGGCCUUGGGAGUGUUGUUCCAGUGCGGACAGAUUCGGACAUCGAGCAAGGAUGUCCCGGUGCGCCAUCCCCUUUGGGGCGAUUGCUUGGACCCAGAGCUCGUGCAGUUGGCAGAGUGCCUGGAUGUCAAAGCUGCUGGGCCAGAUCUCCCAAAGAUUCUUUUGCUCCUGGAUGCGCAGCGCAACCCAGUGGCGCCGCAGGCUCCGGCCAGAGAAUUUCUGAUGUGUCAUGGAUUGCACAACUUGCUCGUCCUCCUGUCCAAUGAGGCAGGAAAGGCCCACGAAGUGAGCUGUCGCCAGCUGACCGGAGCAUGGCCGGAUGCACCGGACGAAGAUUCGACAGGUGGAGAUGGUGCCGAAAAGUGCCACUGCAGCGAAUUCUGUGGAAGUGCCAAAGGGAAAGGGCAAGGGACACAUGCACUCAGUUAUGAGCAUCAGAAGCAUGCAAAAUAUUAA
Cladocopium goreaui is the source of this 1206-nucleotide messenger RNA. The record is from the annotation of a GenBank genome assembly. NCBI's taxonomy places the organism in Eukaryota, Dinophyceae, Suessiales, Symbiodiniaceae.